Messenger RNA from Micropterus dolomieu (smallmouth bass), 1433 nucleotides. RefSeq names its product leucine-rich repeat, immunoglobulin-like and transmembrane domains 3b (gene lrit3b). The transcript is spliced from 6 exons. The record is from RefSeq and is a predicted model, not a curated record. Gene Ontology annotation, molecular function: protein binding. Bases 1 to 1272 code for a protein of 423 amino acids. NCBI's taxonomy places the organism in Eukaryota, Metazoa, Chordata, Actinopteri, Centrarchiformes, Centrarchidae.
AUGGCUGCCGUCAGGGGCCGUAACCGGUUGGUGCAGUGCAGUGAUUCCGGAAUCGCAGCUGUUCCCAUUAAUGUCCCAGCUGACACAGUCAAACUGCGUCUAGAGAAGACCUUGAUCUCCAGGGUGCCCCGGGCAGCCUUCUACAAUCUGUCAGAGCUGCGGUUCUUGUGGCUGACCUUCAACUCCAUCACAUCCAUCCAUCCCAGCAGCUUUGUCAACCUUAAGGCCCUGCGAGAGUUGCGUCUGGAUGGAAACCUCCUGACAUCCUUCCCCUGGGAGGGGCUCAGAGACAUGCCCCGCCUCCGGACUCUGGGUCUACACAAUAAUCGUCUGUCCAGCCUUCCUGCUCACGCUUCUCUCUUUCUCCCCAACAUCACCUUCCUUGACCUGUCCAGCAACAGGUUGACAAUAUUACCUGCAGAGCUGCUGGACCUUUGGUUUCCUCUCCCAGCACAACAGGAAGGACCAAUUCAAAGAAGGAUUUUGGGCCUCCAUGACAACCCCUGGUUGUGUGACUGCCAGAUCUCCAUGGUGACGUCCUUGUCCAUGUUGCUGGGGAGUCCUGUAGUUCUCAUGGACCAGCAGCUGAUAUGCAGCAGGUCUCUGGGUCAGUCAGGAAUGCUGCUGACCCAGGCUGAGCUGUCCCGCUGUAUGAGGCCUUCAGUCCAGCCUGCAGCCACCAGAGUCAUCUCUCCACUGGGCAGCAAUGUAAUCCUCCGCUGUGAUGCAACCGGCUAUCCAACACCAACCCUGACCUGGAUCAAAACCUCAGCCUACACUGAUUGUUGCCAAGAAGACAUCCUUGAGAACUCUGACCAGCUACCAAUGAAUUUGGAGAGCUUUAUGCAGGAAUCUCCUCGAGUGGGGGUCCGCUGGUCGAUAAUCAGCAUGAAUGGGUUAUCAUACAAGGAUGCUGGUGAAUAUCGUUGCCAGGCUCGGAACAUGGCAGGAAUAUCUGAAGCUCCAAUUAAACUGAAGGUGGUAGGAGUCACAAGAAUAUCCCGUCUUCCAAAGAAGUCCCAAAAGACUCCACCCAAAUCAUCAUCAAAAUACAGAAAGCCUAACCAGAGUACAGCUACCACCGCCCCCUCAGUGAAGGAGAAUCAAAUACCCCAAAACAUCACCCCCCCUUCCAUUAACAAGACCCAACCUGCUCCUAACCUUGUGUCCAAAGUGUACCCUGUAGACAAAAGGCGCAAAAUGAACUUACGAUAUGCAAAGAAAAAGACCCCAACAUCCAUCAAGUCUACACCUCAGUCCCCUGAAAACUAAAACCCUAAAACUGCUCUGUCAUCAGAAACACUUCUGAUAUUCUGAUAUACAGUAUAUAAACACUUUGAUUGACUUCAACAAGGGGAUGGGAUUGCAAAUAAAACUAAAUUGUUUGUUUCAGGCUUUUUCAGGUCCAGUUUCUUGAUGAACUAUCCUGUAAA